UACACACAUCAUGGAGCAUACUCCUGCUCCUUACGGACCCAGAGCCGUGUAUGGAUAUGCCAUGUACAUAGGCUCAAAUAUACUUUUUCUAUUGUAUGUAAUAUGGGCAAUAGUGCCAGAUGAAGUGCUGCACGAUUAUCUAGGUUUGACAUACUGGCCUUCAAAGUAUUGGGCAGUAGCAAUUCCCAUUUGGGCGUUGACUGCUUUAGCUACAUUUGCAUUCCUGAUUUAUCCAGCUAUCAACAUGCUGUUAACUCCAGAUAUUGAUGAUAUUCGUACUAUCACCGAUAAAUACGCACUACAAAAAACUGAAACUAUUCCAGGUGGAAUACCAGCUGUGUCUGAUAUACCCAUUAUGGAAGUUUGCAGAAAAUUAUAUUUGAAGAAAGAAAACUCAUGAGUGUUGGUAAUUACAAUUUAUUUUUGUUGUAUAAUUUGG
Molecule: messenger RNA, 439 nt
Organism: Linepithema humile (Argentine ant)
Lineage: Eukaryota; Metazoa; Arthropoda; Insecta; Hymenoptera; Formicidae
Source: RefSeq, a predicted model, not a curated record